CUGAAGUGGAUGGUGGAGUUUACUCUUUGUUUUGCUGUCUAUGUCCUGCGCCUGUGUUCACGCCUAUCUGUCUACCUGCGGUUGUUGUCCUUCCAAGGCGACACGGCUGGGAUGGCUUCCGGAAGGAUCCUCCCUCAGUCAAAUACUGUAACAUGCUACUACGGAAACGGGAGGAGUGUGACCUCUAGGAUCAUUCAGACACAUUACGAGAGAAUCGUGCUGUAUUGCAAACCCCUAGUUUUGAGGAAAUGCUUCUAUAUGAAUAAGUCUACAAUUGUAGAUGGUUUCAAGGGGCUAUAACGCUGUCAAGGCGGACAAGAUAUCCGACUUCGGAGGAUGGGAAAGAAAUAUAUGUGGUCAUGCAUCACGAUCUGAUUUGAUCUGAUCUGAUAAAGAUAUUUUUCUCCAUGUCAAUGGCAAUCCGCCCCAUACUUCUUCUACCACCACAGUGCAAGUCAACCAUACUGGCCCAAGUUCUCUAGCGUGCUGUAUAUAGACGUUCUUCAUUUGGUUGUUCUCUGCUGCUCUCCUUUUGAAAUUCCUGCUUAUCCAUGUCGUCGAAUACUAACCUCGAUAUCUGGUUUGCGGGCGCAUUUGCUGCUUUCUCGGUCGAUCUACUCGUUUACCCUCUAGACACUCUCAAGACACGCAUCCAAUCGCAGGACUAUAAGAAGCUGUAUAAGAACACCAAUGGAACGCUCAACCGUUCUCUGUUCCGCGGAUUAUACCAAGGCGUUGGCCCGAUCAUCCUCAUCACAAUCCCCUCUUCCGGCGCCUUCUUUACUACGUACGAAGCCUUAAAAUUUGGUCUGAAAGAAUGGGUACCACCGAAUUCUACGAUUUAUAUUCCUCAAGCGGCUGUACAUUCCGUGGCAAGUGGCUGCGCGGAGCUGGUCAGCUGCGCCAUCCUGACGCCGGCCGAGGUCGUGAAGCAGAAUGCUCAAAUGCUGAGAGCCGGUAGCAGCCGCGCGGCGUCCUUUGAAGUAUUCAGACAUUUUAAGAAGCAUCCGACCAGAUUAUGGAGCGGCUAUACUGCAUUGGCGGCGAGAAAUCUGCCCUUCACUGCACUUCAGUUUCCCGUGUUUGAAUCAUUGAAGGGCUAUUUCAUGGGAAAGCGUCAACAGAAAAAGGGUGGUCAGCCGGUCGACGGGAUCUUUGAACGGGCCAGGAUCACCGCCCUUAGCGCCGGUAUUGCUGGCAGUGGCGCUGCAUGGAUCACCACUCCUAUCGAUGUGGUCAAGACCCGAAUCAUGCUGGCUGCCGGGUCUGGUGACGACGGACCGAAACAAGAUUUGAAAGCAAAGUCUUCCAACUUUCUUCUCCAUGGUGUGCAGGGACAGCGCAAAAGUGGCCUUACCGUUGCACGAGAGAUACUCGCUGGAGAGGGUGUGCGGGGUCUGUUCCGCGGCGGUUUGCUUCGCGCAGGUUGGACCGCGAUCGGCAGUGGUCUCUACCUUGGAUGUUAUGAAGGUGGAAGAUUCUAUUUGGAGAGUGCUAGGGAAGAGGCUGAGAAGAGGGAUAAUUCCCUGCAACGUGACUGGUCUAAGAUCAAUGUCGGAAUAGGGAAGAGCAGGUCCCAAGGAGAUGUUGUGAAAAAGAGUGCAUGGCAGGAAGACUGAUUACUGUCAAUGCUUUCUAUCUCAAGGUCUUUGACGAAGACCGACUGCCGCAGAUCCAGCGUCUUGGUCCCUCGGGAUUGAGGUUCCGAACGACUUAGCGACAGGUUCCCCUUAGAGUACAUGUCCUGCACCUGGCGAGUCGUCCACAGGAAAGGCCAAUCAAGGCAGCGACUCCACAGAUGCAGCGUCCCUGAGGCUCGCUCGGGGGGAGGGGAAGCUCCACAGGUUUUACGGCGGGGUCUUGGGAAUUUCCUUUCAGAAGUGGAACGAAGCUGAGAUGGGCUCGCAUACUCAGUUGCUAGCGGUCCCUGCUCCGAAGCCGUUGAGUCGGGGUCCUGCUUAUCACGGCACCCACAUUGACUGAUGUUUGUCAUGCGCCGAUAGAGCGUGCACAUUGGUUGCUCAGAGACACGAUAUUCUAUCGCCCGCCGACCGCUCGAGAUUGUGCCUGGACGCACGAAAAGCCGACAUCAACGGAUAUCUGUGCAUGAUCUGCUCGAUGCGGAGAGUGGUGUCUGAUUAUUGGACUUGGACUCGUUAAGAGCGCUGCCAAAUUUCUGGCCCCCACGGCUUGUCUCGACUGUAUCCAGGGUACAGAAACUGUCUCAGCGGCACGGUCUCUUGUUGCAGCCAUGGCUCACUGCCGCUUUUGGCAAGGCUUUCACUUCCUGGCAGUCGAUGUCAACCUAAAUCGGCGCGGCGGGAUUACCACCCGUUUGAUGCAUGGGAAAAAGUAUACAUUUUUAGGACAAAACAGUACGCUCGAAUAUGGGUGUCAAGAGAUAAAGAGAUUGUCACUUGAAGAGCGAGCUCUUGACCGAAAAAGGAAAAGGAAACGGGGCAUGCUGGGGUCGAAGAUCGUUCAUUCAUCUCUAUUUGUCGUUUUAACUCAUCUCUACAUCCCCAUCUCCAUGGGCAUCUUGUCCAUUGGUCUCGACUUCGACCUCGACCUCGAAAUCCUCAUCGACAUCCUCUUCCUGGUCGUCUUCAUCUUCCCAUGCAUCGUCAUCGUCCAUCUGGUCCUCAACGCCAAGGAUCUUGUUCAACUGCUGGACCAACUCAACUGCAUGAUCCCGUAAUCUUUCAUCCUCGUACUCUAGCUUGCGAUAUAACCGAAGGCAAUUGUCCAGCCAUGUCUUAGCUGUCUCCUGACUUUUAGCCACCUCCUCAGGGGUAGUUUCGGGCUUUUGCGAAAUCAGAACCUGGCACCAGCCCCCCAAAUACCAGCACUCGACACUUUCAUCGUCCUGCCGAAUUAGACCUUCAAUGACCGCAAAUGCCUCCGGUUCCUGCUCGACUUCCAUGAGCAGUCUGCUCAAGCUCACCCGGGUAGCAAAGUCAGGCCGUCGUUCAUCGUCAUCCACUUCCUGCGGAACAUCCUUCCAGAUAUCCAUACUUCGCCCCAACGCCUGGCGCGCAUCGUCCACCCUCGUCUGGCUUAUUCUGACGCUCGCUAAGGUCUGUAAAACACCGGCACUCAAGCGCUCGGGACAUACUGCGACGGCUUCCGUGACGAACGCCUCACAUCGUUGCUCGGCAUCCUCUUCCCAACUCAAAUCGGUCAUGUAGACUUCGGCCAUGGCGCACAAUGCAUUUGCCAGUUUGGCCCUCUUUUCGUCCAGAACUUUUGCGGUCUGACCCAGGGCUUUGGCCUCAUCGUCCUCGAGGACUUCAAUCUCAUUCCGCAGAACUUCAGUCGCUCUCUCGAAAUGCGCUAUGCUCUCGUGGCCACCAUCCUCGCAUAUUUGUGCCAGCUCCAGCCAAGGCUCGGCGCUCACCAGCGCCCCGUCAGGGUCGAGCUGUGUGACGCGUGUGAAACUUUUCCUGGCAGCAUCGAUAUCGCCCAAGGCAAGCUGGAUCUCGGCUGUGAGGGUCAGCGCUGCAGGGAGCGUAGGUUUGCCUUCAGCCGCUAGUUGAAGUAGGGCAUCUAUGUCGGCAUCCUGGCCAUUGCUUUGGGGUGGUCGUUCCGAUUCUAGUCUGCGUAGGGCUUCUUCGGCAAGUGGGAGGGCACGCUCGGGUUGGGCUUGUUCGAGUAGCUCAGCCGCUUCCGUGAGAAGGUCUUCGACCGGUCGCUGGGAGGAUGGUUUGGGUGCGGACUUGACUAGCGGAGCGUUGGUCGAAUGGAGGAUAUCCUUUUGCUUCCCCGGUGAUUUUGUCUUUGUCUUGGCCAUUUUGUUCGAAGAAAAGACAGGUCACGAAAAUUUCCUUCCGUGGUAUCGAACUCGAGAGGGAUUGAUUGUUACGGCACUGGCAUUAGCCUGCACAGUUCUACACAGUAUGUCAAACUCCGCCAGCACCGAGAGCGCAACAAAAUUUUAGGCCAUGAUUUAGAGGGCCGUUUC
Molecule: messenger RNA, 3961 nt
Organism: Exophiala dermatitidis NIH/UT8656
Lineage: Eukaryota; Fungi; Ascomycota; Eurotiomycetes; Chaetothyriales; Herpotrichiellaceae
Product: MC family mitochondrial carrier protein
Exons: 2
Coding region: 552-1619 (355 amino acids)
Cellular component (GO): mitochondrial inner membrane
Molecular function (GO): S-adenosyl-L-methionine transmembrane transporter activity
Source: RefSeq, a predicted model, not a curated record